This is a messenger RNA of Akanthomyces muscarius, 4854 nucleotides long. RefSeq lists its product as uncharacterized. The transcript has 5 exons. Gene Ontology annotation, cellular component: membrane; intracellular membrane-bounded organelle. NCBI's taxonomy places the organism in Eukaryota, Fungi, Ascomycota, Sordariomycetes, Hypocreales, Cordycipitaceae. Bases 1 to 4854 code for a protein of 1617 amino acids. Gene Ontology annotation, molecular function: lipid carrier activity; ABC-type transporter activity; ATP hydrolysis activity. The record is from RefSeq and is a predicted model, not a curated record. Gene Ontology annotation, biological process: transmembrane transport; lipid transport.
AUGGCGGCUCCAUCUUCGUCUGUCAACACUGGCAGUAGCCGGCAGCUUCUGGCUUUGAUCCAGAAGAACAUUCUGCUUACUGUGUUUCGAAGACCACUUGGUUUUCUUCUAAUGUUCUACGGGUUCCCACUCGCCAGCCUUGCGCUCUUGCUAGCUAUUCCGUCCUUCCUCAACAGUUCAGGCAACUUUGGUGUCUCUUCACCACAACCGAUCAAGGAUCUUGCUAGUGCUUUGGACAGGCAACUCGUCAUCAUCAAACCACCUAAUCUCGGCCCAGAUAUCGAUAGAGUUGUGGAGACUCUGAUCAAGCCGCUAGACAAGAAUAAAGUCGUUGUUCUGGACAGCGAACUGGACCUUCUCACUGUCUGCUUGGCUGAUGCGGCCGGUGUUAGCAAUUGUUUUGCCUCUGUCGGAUUUAUUGACUCCCCAGAGACCAAGGGAACCAGCCCAAAAAGUGCCACGGGUAGCAACCAUACCUGGCAAUAUACCCUACGUGUCGAUCCUGCCAAGAGCGACACCAAGUUUAAUGUGUUUACUCACAACACCGACACCGAAAAGACGCUUCUACCUUUACAGCUGGCUGUUGACAAUGCAAUCACCAAUCGUCAUGAUCAACCAAGCUCGAUUGGCUUCACCAGUUCAGACAAGAAGCGAAAAGAGGAGUUCGACAAAAAGCUGAAUCUUGCCCUAAUGGGGAAAAUCUACGGCUUCGCAUUAUUUGCCUGCUUCUACACAAUCAUUUUCCGUUAUGUGACUCUGGUCACCACCGAAAGAGACUCAGGCAUGUCUCAGCUUGUGGAUAGCAUGGGUGGCCGACUGGCUCCUGCUAUGAGAGCUUUGGGCUGGCUCAUAACCAUUGACGUCAUCACGUUGCCCUGCUACAUAUUAUUCGGUGUUCUAUACUGGCGUAUAGCGUUCCCCAGCUCUAGUUUGGCGCUUCUAGUUGGCUGGCAAAUAUUGCUGGGACUUGCCGUGAACGGCUCGGUAGCCUUCGCAGCCGCCUUCUUCACCAAGGCCCGUUUAUCGGCCAUCUAUGUCAUUGGUGCAUUUUUACUGCUCUCCGUCGCAGCGCAGGCGUACGGUUUCCAGUUAAACCCCCUUCCCCAACCUGCAGGAGCGUAUAUUCUGGCCUUGCUGUUUACUAGCUCCAAUGCUCUCUUCUUCACGCAACAAAUGAUUCUUUGGCAGUACGACUCCCUUCCUGCUACCAUCACUGAUCUACCAAAGCCGAAUAUGGGGUUGAACUCAUACUCGUACAAGAUGACGCAGGCUACAAUGUUAGGUCUUUUGGGCCUACAAAUUGUCAUCUUCCCUCUCCUUGCCAUCGCGACCGAAUACUAUAUGCAUGGCAUCAGUUUCAAGAGCAGGACAUUCAAGAUGGACUCAAACAAGUCAAAUGGUCUUGCGGUUCAGACUUUUGAUCUCAAGAAAACGUAUAGGCUAGGGUUUCUCAAGGGUCGACCUGUUGCGGCCGUGGACGGAAUCAACAUCCAUGGCUACCAAAGCCAGAUCUUGUGUCUAGCUGGGCCAAAUGGUUCGGGAAAGACAACUACGCUUCACAUGAUUGCGGGGCUUAUAGCGCCGACCGAGGGCAGCGUCAGCAUUGACGCCGAGCCAUCGCAAAUUGGCAUUUGCCCACAAAGGAAUAUAUUCUGGCCCGAGCUCACGGUCGGGGAACAUGUUCGGAUCUGGAGCAGAAUCAAGGGUGGCAGAGAAUCAGAGGAGCAGCUCACUGCUGUGAUCCAUUCUUGUGAUCUUGCCGCAAAAGUGGAACGCCAGGCGAAAACACUCAGCGGCGGGCAAAAGCGAAAGCUCCAACUAGCCUGCAUGUUUGUUGGCCACUCAACCGUGUGUCUGAUUGAUGAAUGCACUUCCGGUCUUGACCCUCUAUCACGUCGUGCCAUCUGGGAGAUUCUUCUGCAUCAAAGAGCCAAACGAACGAUUGUUUUUACGACUCACUUUUUGGAUGAAGUGGAUGUUUUGGCAGAUCACAUGGUGAUUCUGUCCAAGGGCAAAGUCAAAUGUCAAGGUGCCGUGGCAGAACUCAAGGGUCGCUAUGGUAAUGGAUACCAGGUCACUGUUGCAAACACCACCCACUCUGUCGAAACAGAGUAUCCAUGCCACGUUCACCAGGAUAGGCUAGUCUACAGAGUUCCCGAUUCACUUACGGCUGCAACGCUAUCUUCCACUUUCGCCGCGGCGGGCAUCACAGACAUUGCCCUGUCAGGACCGCAGAUCGAAGACGUUUUCUUGAAUGUUGCGGAAGAUGCCGAACUGGAAAACGCGACUGCGGAAUCCUUGAGUAGCCUUGAGCCGUUCAAAUUGGCGCCGAGUCGCUCGAUAUCAUUUUGGUCCCAGGUCGGAGCUCUCUACCGUAAGAGAUGGACAGUUCUCUGGCGAUUUUGGUGGCCAUACUUCUACGUUCUGGCCCUACCAAUCAUCAUCAUACCAUGCCUGAAUAGCUUUCUGAAAUCCUAUUUCCCGGAUCAUUGCAGGGUCCUGAAACCGAAGCUCUCAGCGCCCAUGUUGCUCCAGUACCCCGCUACCACCCAAUGCUAUGGGGAGUUCUUCUGCCCGCAGAUAUAUCUCGGAAACUUGCUGGCAAACGAAAGCAUGAGUAAGAUGACCUUGAAAAAUGUCUUUCAGGUAGCUGAAAUUGACUUGAAGUAUUACAAUGACCUCGUCAAUGUGUCCACCACGAUGGAGGAAUGGACUCGCAACCUCAACACUGCAAAGGAUGAGGAUAGAGGUGGCAUGUUCUUCCAGUCAGAGUCAGAUCCAGGAUUCAUAGCAUUUAAGCCAGAUCUGUCCGGAUACAUGCAGCAGUUGAUAAGCGCCGGUGGUGGUUCCGAUGAUGGCGAUGAAGAUGAAGAUGAUGGCAAUGUACCUCAGAACUCGGACCCUGGUCCCGUUCCUGCGGCAAUUUGGUCGUUCGCGCAAGGAACCGGAGUUGAAAUGAUGAAUCUGUACAGUCAGAUGAGGAGCGGAGUGCAAAUCGUUGUCAGUCAAGGGGGUUUCGCCCGAAAAAGAAAAGAGCCACUUCUGAACACAGCCGUUUUCUAUACCGUCUUUUUCUGUCUUGUCCAAGCCAUUUAUCCGGCUGCUUUUGUGAUGUAUCCUGCCACGGAAAAACUUCGCAUGGUGAGGUCCGUACAAUACGCGAAUGGUGUCCGCCGCGUGCCGCUUUGGUUCGCGUACGGCCUAUUUGACUUUUUGUUCGUCCUCAUCAUAUCGGCGGCUACUAGUGUGGUCAUGGCCUUUCAGGUUCGCUGGAUUGGGACAACUUGGAUUAUGCUACCUGUUCUAGUUCUAUAUGGACUGGCCGCAAUCCUGCAGAUGUACAUCGUCGCACACUUUGUCAACGGGCCGCUCAAAUCAUUCUUGACGGCAUUUGGGGUAAAUGUGGUGUUAUGUGCCAUUGCGGGAGUUGCAUUUGGGGUUGGCGACUCUGACGGAACAUCCCAGAACACGGACGCAAAGUCUCUAGGUAUUACAUUUGGAUUAUUUCUCAUCAUGCCUAUUGGCAAUGUCUUCAAGGCCAUGAUUGUUGGAUUCAACAUUGCCCACAUCCGCUGCCAAGGCAGCCAUCAGAUCGCCUCGAGCUCUAUUUACGCAUAUGGCGGACCCAUUCUGCUGCUGAUUGUGCAAAUACUCCUAUUACUAGGUGUAUUCAUAUUUAUCGAGGGAGAUGUCAGUCUGUUUCGAAAAAAAUCCAUCGAUGUGCCUUCGGAUCCCGAAACGGGCAUUAUUUGCACCGAUGAAAUCGAGGCGGAGCGAUUGCGUGUGGAAGGAAACGAUUCUGAUCUGCUACGCAUCGUGCACCUCGAUAAAAGGUUUGGGUCCAAUAAUGCCGUCAGUGACGUGACUCUCGGUCUUCCAAAAGGCGAGGUUCUGGCUCUUCUUGGACCUAAUGGCGCUGGAAAGUCAACACUGGUCAAUCUCAUCCAAUCCGACUUAUCCGCGGACUCUGGACACAUCUUUCUUUGUGGAGAAGACUCAAGAACCCAUAACGCACAGCUGCACUUGGGAGUCUGCCCUCAAUAUGACGCCAUGGAUAUGCUCAGUACUCGACAGCAUCUGGUCUUCUACGCGCGCAUCAAAGGUAUUGAGAAUGCCGAAGCUAACGUGGACCAUAUCAUGGCUCGACUUGGCCUUACUCCAUACGGAAAGAUGUCCGCGACCAAGCUGUCGGGAGGUAACAAGCGAAAGCUGAGUCUUGCUAUUGCGCUGAUUGGUACACCGCGGGUACUUGUCCUCGAUGAGCCAACCUCUGCGAUGGAUGCAGUGGCAAAGCGAUCUUUCUGGAGGAUUAUCCAGAGUGUUGCGCCGCAGCAUUCCGUUCUUCUAACAACGCAUAGCAUGGAAGAGGCAGAUGUGUUAGCCACUCGGGCAGCAAUCAUCUCUAAACGUCUUCUCACCGUUGGGACAACCCAAGCAUUGCGCCACAAGUACAGUAACCUGUACCACAUCAACCUCAUUCUUCGCUCCGCACCAUUGUCCAGCCUUGAAGAAAUGUGUGCUGCUCGGGAUUUUGUUGAGCAUAACGUACCAGGUGCAAAGUUAGAAAGAGACAUGCUAGGCGGUCAACUUCGCUUUACAGUUCCAGGGACUCCAUCUCAGGCCUCACGGACCUUGAAAGGCAAAACAUCAUGCUAUAAAGAGCUCAAUGUCGUGAGAGUCAUCAACCUGCUGGAGGAAAAUAAGGAGCGGUUGGGAAUGGAGUGUUACUCAGUAGCGGCUGCGACGCUGGAAAAUGUUUUUCUGAGUGUCGUGAAGGCAAACGACGUGCAGGAAGACGACAUUGCAUAUCAAAGAGGACGAAAACGGGCUAAAGCACGCUGUGGACUGUUUUAA